AGAGGCAGACUCUUUCUCCGGCUGGCCGACGCGCCCGACCCAACCUAGCGUGACGGUUCCCAGAAAUAUCCCAGACAUGACCCCAACCGCGAGCACAACGUUGACGCACUAUUCCCCACCAAAAACGUACAAUCGUCAGCCUUGGCGUGCUGCAGUUUGACAAGCACAAGCACACGCGCGCUCUAUUUCUUUACGCGCAAUGGAAUUCCGGGGAGAGGAGGACGGGGACGGCAGCGACGUGGGCGACGGUGCCCCGCCCGCGGCACCUCACCGCAGCGCCACCGCAAACGGGCCGGCAGACAACAUGCAAGCGGAGGCGAGGCGGCAGUACCACGAGUGCCUCCGUAACCACGCGGCGGCCGCGGGCGGGCACGUCCUGGACGGAUGCUGCGAGUUCAUGCCGGCCUCCCCCGAGGACCCACUCGCAUGCGCGGCCUGCGGCUGCCACCGCAGCUUCCACCGCCGCGACCCCUCGCCGGGGCGCGCCCACUUGCCGCUGCUGGCUGCCAGCGCGCGCGCACCAUUGCUGCUCCCGCCGGCGGCCAGCAAGCACCCGCACCAGCGUUUGCCGUUCCCCUACGGCCUUGCGGCCAGCGGCGGCACCGGCACGACGACCGAGUCCUCCAGCGAGGAGCGGCGUGGGCCGUCGCCGGCACCGCGGAAGCGCUCCAGGACGACGUUCACGCGGGAGCAGAAGGAGCAGAUGCUGGCGUUCGCGGAGCGCGUCGGGUGGAGGCUGCAGCGGCAGGACGAGGCGAUGGUGGGGCAUUUCUGCGCGCAGGCCGGGGUCCGGAGGCAGGCGCUCAAGGUCUGGAUGCACAACAACAAGCAGAGUAGCAGCGGUAGGAGGCAGCAGCAGCAGGAGGAGGAGAAGCAGCUUCAGGAGCAUAGCCAAGAGCAGCAGCAGUAGCCAUGGCAGGAGACAGGUUCCAUAGUAGGAGGCAACGCUCCUCGCGCCCUUGUAAAGUUUUUAACUGUUGGAAAGUUCUUCUGUUCUUUUUCACUCUCUUCUAAUUGGCUGAUCACUGUUGCUUCUCUGUCAUAUCAAUGCAUGAUCAUUCCUGGUA
Aegilops tauschii subsp. strangulata is the source of this 1067-nucleotide messenger RNA. Its product is annotated as zinc-finger homeodomain protein 5. The record is from RefSeq and is a predicted model, not a curated record. NCBI's taxonomy places the organism in Eukaryota, Viridiplantae, Streptophyta, Magnoliopsida, Poales, Poaceae. Gene Ontology annotation, cellular component: nucleus. Gene Ontology annotation, molecular function: transcription cis-regulatory region binding; DNA-binding transcription factor activity. Gene Ontology annotation, biological process: regulation of developmental process; regulation of DNA-templated transcription.